Molecule: messenger RNA, 2250 nt
Organism: Cimex lectularius (bed bug)
Lineage: Eukaryota; Metazoa; Arthropoda; Insecta; Hemiptera; Cimicidae
Gene: Tdc2
Product: tyrosine decarboxylase
Exons: 12
Coding region: 204-2090 (628 amino acids)
Biological process (GO): amino acid metabolic process
Molecular function (GO): carboxy-lyase activity; pyridoxal phosphate binding
Source: RefSeq, a predicted model, not a curated record
ACACCCCUUGGACAAGGCCCUCCGCACCUUUUGGUGGUCCACCUCGAAGGACGUCAAAGGAUAAACGAGUGUGGGAGGGAGAUUAUGGCCCUCGGGACCACCGCGCCUGUCCCCACGAAGAAGGGUGGUUUACUCAAAACCGGGAGAUCCGGCCCAGUAUCGCCAACACUACGACGGAAGCAGAAGCUCGAGGGGAAGAAAAGAUGGAUACAGAAGAGUUCAGGCGGAGGGGAAAAGAGAUGAUAGACUACAUCUGCGAGUACAACAAAACCCUCGGACAAAGGAGGGUCACGCCCAGCGUAGAGCCCGGAUACCUCAAACCGCUUCUUCCGGAUGAAGCGCCAGAAUCGCCCGAAGGAUGGGAAACGAUAAUGAAAGACGUCGAGAAGUACAUAAUGCCUGGGGUGACUCAUUGGCAGCAUCCGCAGUUCCAUGCUUAUUUUCCGGCUGGUGCUUCCUACCCGUCAAUCCUAGGAGGAAUACUGUCCGAUGGUAUCGGAUGUAUAGGCUUCUCCUGGGCGGCCAGCCCUGCUUGUACAGAACUAGAGACCAUCGUCUUGGACUGGUUAGGGAAAGCGAUCGGGCUACCAGACGAGUUCUUAGCGUUCGCCGAAGGGAGCAAAGGCGGCGGGGUCAUCCAAACUUCUGCAAGUGAAUGUGUACUUGUAAGCAUGCUGGCAGCGAGGGCUCAAGCUAUAAAGAAAUUAAAACAGCAACACCCUUUUGUGGAAGAAGGGAUGCUUCUAUCGAAAUUAAUGGCGUAUUGCUCAAAGGAAGCCCACUCCUGCGUGGAAAAAGCGGCUAUGAUCUGCUUCGUCAAACUUAGGAUUUUAGAGCCUGACGAAAAGUGUUCUCUCAGGGGUGCCACUUUGCAGCAGGCAAUGAUGGAAGAUGAAGCGAUGGGCUUGAUCCCUUUUUUCGUGUCUACGACUCUGGGGACGACUUCCUGUUGCAGCUUCGACAACUUGCCGGAAAUCGGCCCGGUCUGUAGAGAGUUUCCGUCCGUGUGGCUCCACGUCGACGGGGCGUACGCUGGCAACGCUUUCAUCCUGCCAGAGCUGAAGUAUCUCUUGAAAGGGAUCGAGUACGCCGAUUCUUUCAACGCAAAUUCGAACAAGUGGCUUCUUACCAACUUCGACUGCUCGACCAUGUGGGUCAGGGAUCGGCUGAGGUUGACUUCCGCUCUUGUCGUCGACCCCCUUUACCUCCAGCACGGAUAUUCUCACUCUGCCAUCGACUACAGGCACUGGGGGGUCCCGCUGAGCAGGAGAUUCAGGUCGUUGAAACUGUGGUUCGUCCUCCGCUCUUUCGGCAUAACCGGGCUCAGGAAGUACAUUCGCAAUCACAUUAAACUCGCCAAAAAAUUCGAAAAUCUCGUUAACGCCGAUAAUAGAUUUGAAGUCUGCAACGAGGUCAAGCUCGGCCUGGUAUGCUUUCGGCUUAAAGGAACGGACAAGAUAAACGAGAAGCUUCUCAGCAACAUAAACGGAAGCGGAAAAAUUCAUAUGGUCCCGGCAAACGUAAACGACAAAUACACUAUAAGAUUUUGCGUAACGGCUCAAAACGCGACGGACAAAGAUAUUGAUUACGCUUGGAAAGUGAUCGCGGAAUACGCGUCCGAACUCAUUGAAGCACAGGAACUCGAAAAGGCGAAGGAAACAUCGGACGAAGUGUUCGAUCUGUUGGAUAGGAAAAAGAAAGAGACGCUCGCAUACAAACGGUCUUUCUUCGUUCGGAUGGUUUCCGAUCCGAAAAUUUACAAUCCAAAGAUCGCUAAGAGUUUGCCGGUGAACCGGCGACACACGUCUCAUGUGACAGAUGACGACGACGACAUCGAGAGUAACUCUGAUAACAGCGUGGCAGCCAACACGCCGACAAUAGCUUCAUGGAUAAGUUGGCCUCUAGCGUUUCUGGUGCACGAAGCAGGAGCCAACGAACUUGCAGUUAGAUUUCGCCACUUGGACACGAUGGUGAGGCUCAGGGGGAACAAGGAGAUUUGUCCAGCCCCUAGAAGAGAAUCGCAUUCACCAUCACCGGAAAAUUCGGAAAAGAAAUCACCUACUCGCCGAAGAUCCCCUUAUCCGCGUUAAGCCCUGCUUGCUUCAUUGUAGAAAAAAAGGAUAUCCGAAUCCACGUUGAAACCAAAAAAAGGUCUAGAACAAUACAGGUUAUCCAUAAACUAGCUGAGAUGAACAUAUUCGGAUAUUCUUUUUAAAAAAACGCUUCACAGUUAAUAAAUAAAGCAUACCG